Messenger RNA from Colletotrichum orchidophilum, 447 nucleotides. RefSeq lists its product as uncharacterized. The coding region runs from base 1 to 447 and encodes 148 amino acids. NCBI's taxonomy places the organism in Eukaryota, Fungi, Ascomycota, Sordariomycetes, Glomerellales, Glomerellaceae. The transcript has a single exon. The record is from RefSeq and is a predicted model, not a curated record.
AUGGCUUCAGUGUUGCUCGUCCCGAGAAAAAAAAAAAAAAAAAAGGCCUGGCCCACAGAAAACCCGAAAUGCGUGGAUGCAUUCAUAUCGACGGCCGCCGGUGUACUCGAGACGCCGCCUGCAGAGGAUUUCCCGGUUGCAGUCGCUCAUCUCAAGUCUCACGGCAAUCCUCGCAUCAAAAACAUGUGGCUAACCUUUGUCUCUAUUCGUUGCCGUGCGAGAUCACCCAUUGGAGAUGGUCUCAGCUACAGCCCCGCCAUCCGCUUGCAGCAGCUCCAACAGCCCUCCUUUGCACAGCAUGGCGGACUCGUCGAGACACAGAUUCAGACCAGAGCUUCGAUCCUCCCAGGCUCACAAUGUGCGACCUCAUUCCCCACCCGUUGUCUUCUCGUUAGACAGGAUCGUAAGCAUGUGCCUCCGUCGUCUGCCUGCAGUGUGAGCUGCUAG